UCUUCUUGUUUUAUUUUAUACACCAUCACCCUUUCAACUCAGCUUUCGCUUCCCAGCAAUCCAUGGUUCUCCUCUUCUUAUAGAAUGAAACAGAAGCAACAAUUACAAUGAGAAGCUCAAUACCUCCCCCUCCUGUUCUUGCCAUGAACAAUCACAUUUCCUAUAGAAUUCUGCAUAUCUUGUGAUCUGUUCUCAAAUCCACCUCCCUAUCGCACAUUUUUUCGUCAGUUUUGGUGCUAAACUAAGAGAUCAGCUUAGCCGUGAAGCAGACACAACCACAUGGCUCCAAGCGUGGACCAGCUUGGCCAACGUCCUUCAAUGCAUAUUCAAUGCCUGUUGUCCCCUCUCCGUAGAUCCAUAAUAUAUGUACCUCAACCUCAUUGCGGCAGUUAAACGGUAUUAGUUGCAGAUCGAGUUCAGCACUAAAAUGUAUGUGGUGGUCCUCAUUGCCACCGCCACCGUCACAUGAUCGUGCGGAUAUGGUUUCCUUCUCUCUCUGGUUUGUCAUCGAUUCAUGGAGACAGCUUCUUAGAUCAGCCUUCAUCUUUGCAGGAAGUGAGGCGCUCACGGUGGGUGUCAACUACGGGCAGAUCGCCAACGAUCUGCCGUCUCCCACCCGCGUCGCCGGCCUGCUUCGUUCCCUCAACAUCAGCAGAGUAAAGCUCUACGACGCUGACCGGAACGUUCUUACUGCCUUCCACGACACUGAUGCGGAGUUUGUGAUAGGAAUCGGCAACGAGAAUGUGUCGACGAUGACUGACCCAGGCAAAGCCCUGGCAUGGCUGCAACUUCACGUCCUGCCUUACCUUCCUUACACCAACAUCACCUGCGUUACCGUCGGGAACGAAGUGUUCAAAGGCAACGACACCCUGCUCAUGUCGAAUCUUCUCCCGGCCAUGCAGUCGGUCCACCAAGCUCUGGUCUCCCUCGGCCUUGAUAAGAAGGUGACCGUCGCCAGUGCUCAUUCCAUCGACAUGUUGGCCAGCUCCUACCCUCCUUCCGCCGGCUCCUUCCGCCAGGAUCUCUCUGCGUACAUCCAACCCAUCCUCGGCUUCCACUCCAUCACCAACUCGCCCUUCCUCGUCAAUGCCUACCCCUUCUUCGCCUACAAGGAAAACCCGAGCACGAUCUCGCUGGACUACGUCCUGUUCGAGCCCAACUCGGGAGUCACCGAUCCCAACACCAACCUCAACUACGAUAACAUGCUGUAUGCUCAGAUCGAUGCGGUUUAUUCCGCCAUGAGAGCGUGGGGGCACACCGACAUCGAGGUCAGGAUUUCCGAGACCGGGUGGCCGUCCAGGGGCGACGACGAUGAGGUCGGAGCGACGCCGGAAAACGCCGCCAAGUACAAUGGGAAUUUGCUGCAGAGGAUAGAGAUGAAUCAAGGCACUCCUCUGAAGCCUACGGUUCCUGUGGAUGUCUACGUCUUCGCACUGUUCAAUGAGAAUUUGAAGCCCGGACCGACCUCGGAGAGGAAUUAUGGCCUCUUUUAUCCCGACGGCACGCCUGUUUACAACGUUGGCUUGCGCGGCCAUCUUCCGUCCAUCGUCUUCUCUUCCAGCUCGCUGAUGAUGCCCGCUUUGAGCAUUGUGAUACUCGCGGUGGCAGCUUCGAUCUUAACCUGAAACCCACUUCUACAACUGACGGGCGAAGUGGAUGUGGAGAUGGUAGUCGAGCAUCUCGCCAUCCACUGAAUCCACCGGACCGAUGAUGCAAGGUUCAGAAUCCCUUCCACGCUGCAUUUGUCUGUGUUCAGCCGUUCCGAGGGAUAACAGUAGCCACAAUUUACUGGGAAGAAGGAGAAUUCCAACCAAGAUUCUUUUUCGGCAUCAACAACAACAACAAGAACAUAUAGAAUCUGUUGCUCUUUUGUUCUGAUAAGAAUAAGAACAGCAUGUUGAAUCAAGCUCUGCAAGAAAGACUACCCAGUGACUGAGCUCAAUUUGCUUGUUGAUUCAUGUCAAUUUGGAUUGUCUUGUGUGAUAGAACUGAACAGGACCUACUGAGAUGAUCAACUAUUGCAGUGGACAACAUGAACAGGACCUACUGAUCCACGAUUGGAAUCCCAAGUCACUGCAGCACUUUUGUCUCACCACACGACAGUUUGGGAUUAGAAAUAGCAGGAAGAUGCGAUGCUAACUUGUUAUCAUGAAACUAACAUGACACAGAUUUCUCA
Musa acuminata subsp. malaccensis (wild Malaysian banana) is the source of this 2176-nucleotide messenger RNA. NCBI's taxonomy places the organism in Eukaryota, Viridiplantae, Streptophyta, Magnoliopsida, Zingiberales, Musaceae. The record is from RefSeq and is a predicted model, not a curated record.